This is a messenger RNA of Dryobates pubescens (Downy woodpecker), 516 nucleotides long. RefSeq names its product S100 calcium binding protein A13 (gene S100A13). Bases 166 to 456 code for a protein of 96 amino acids. The transcript is spliced from 3 exons. NCBI's taxonomy places the organism in Eukaryota, Metazoa, Chordata, Aves, Piciformes, Picidae. The record is from RefSeq and is a predicted model, not a curated record. Gene Ontology annotation, biological process: positive regulation of cell population proliferation; positive regulation of canonical NF-kappaB signal transduction. Gene Ontology annotation, cellular component: perinuclear region of cytoplasm. Gene Ontology annotation, molecular function: RAGE receptor binding.
CCGUGCGUCCGGCCGCUGUCUUUGCGUCCGUCCGGCUGCGACAGGAAACCCAACACCGCGGUGCUGGGGACAAAGCGCUGAGCUGCCCCUCCUGCUGCCCAGGCUAUAAAACCUCCUGGGGGGCCGCCACUGCCCCAGCUCUCUGCCUGCAGGCGAGAGGGCACCAUGGCCACGGGCGAGCUGACGGAGCUGGAGGCAGCCAUCGAGAAGGUCGUCAGCACCUUCAGCAGCUACGCGGGCAAGGAGGGCAGGAGGGGCACCCUGACGGCCAGCGAGUUCCAGGAGCUGGUCCAGCUCCAGCUGCCCAACCUGAUGAAGGACGUCCCCUCCCUGGAGGAGAAGAUGAGGGAACUGGACGUGAACAACGACCAGGAGCUGAAAUUUGGGGAGUACUGGAGGCUGAUUGGGGAGCUGGCCAAGGCCAUGCGCAGGGAGAAAGCAGGGAAGAAGAAGUGAUGUGGCUGGUGGGGAGCAAAUAAAGGAGGUCUCCCUCAACCUGGGCUCUGCUGCUCUUCU